Daldinia vernicosa is the source of this 1181-nucleotide messenger RNA. RefSeq lists its product as uncharacterized. The transcript has 2 exons. NCBI's taxonomy places the organism in Eukaryota, Fungi, Ascomycota, Sordariomycetes, Xylariales, Hypoxylaceae. The record is from RefSeq and is a predicted model, not a curated record. Bases 491 to 1135 code for a protein of 214 amino acids.
ACUAUUGGGUUGAUCAAAUAGUUAAACAACGGAUUGAGACACGACGGAGGACGAGCAUGAUACUGAAUAUUUCUACCAUAGGAGACGCCAGCACUUAUUCCCCCCCCUCGAAAUGGCACCACCUGAGAUACUCCCGUCUCUAUGGUUCGCGCUCCCGCCGGGCUGGGACCAUUGGGAACCAGCUAUUGUUCUAGUACCAGCAGUGUUUACGCCAAACAUUUGGGCUCCCUCCACCGACUAUAGCCGCGAGGAUGACCAAGUCAUGAUUUACGAUCUGCGAAGUCUCGGACGAGGGUUUCUAUAUCCACUGGCGAUGUACAGCACGGAGCAGAUCGUGCUGAUUCCUGCUAAUAUUCUCUCCGCGAUUAUCACCGACUGGCACCGCUGUCCGGUCUUGAGCAUGCGCCAAACGUCGCGAAACUAUAUAUCACGCAUCUCCCCUCACCUGGUGGCUAAGUAGGGCCCAAAUGUCACCGAGUUCGAGGCGGACAUGAUGUGGUAUAUCCAGGGGAUAGAGGGGCUGAGAGACUGCGUCCCCAAGGUCCACCUGGUCUUCCGCGAUCCCCGCACAAAGUAUAUAUGCUUCAUCAUGGACUACAUUGACGGACCCAACCUCUGCAAGAUCUGGUCUGAUAUUCCCGAGGAUAGCCGGGCUCACAUAUCCUUCCAAAUCUAUUCAUUAAUCAAGCUAAUGCAAGCAAACACCUCCCGGUAUCCCGGCCCCGUAGGAUUGGGCCGCUCCCGGGUGUUUAUGCACCCAACACUCGCUUCCCGCGUCGCUUUUGACAAGCAGCAAUACGAAGCUCAUCUCGGACGCUUAGUUGACAUGGUCAACGCCCAACGAGGACCGGCGGCCGCUCCACUUGUCAAGGUAGAGGUAGAUGAACUCGUUCUGGGGAACAUGCGACUGGAUCCAAGCAGCUUUGUCCGCGACGAGGUGGGCAGGAUCUGGAUAGUAGGUUGGAGUAGGGGUGGCUUUUACGUGCCUGCGGCCGAGCUGGCGAUCAGCAUCUAUCUCACGUCUGAGCGAUUCGACCUGAUCCUAUUCAUGCUCCACAUGGUCUGGGAGGAUAGACGGCAGGAGGUAGAUGCGUUGGUGGCGGUGGCCAGGUACAUCGAUAAAGGCACGUACUGAGCGCCGCCUUCCACGGGGUUGACAAGGAGGGAGCGGAGGCAUGAUC